Molecule: messenger RNA, 2011 nt
Organism: Larimichthys crocea (large yellow croaker)
Lineage: Eukaryota; Metazoa; Chordata; Actinopteri; Sciaenidae
Product: ras association domain-containing protein 3
Exons: 6
Coding region: 428-1186 (252 amino acids)
Biological process (GO): signal transduction
Cellular component (GO): cytoplasm
Source: RefSeq, a predicted model, not a curated record
GCCUUACUGUAGCCUGUGGCUGUCACACAGAGAAGUUGACCCCAUACAUUGUAACGGUGUGACCGGGGACGGGGCGUCGAGAGACGGGAGUUUUACACGGUGCGGAGGUCGGUUUUUUUUCGGUUAACUCGGUGUUAACGGCUAGAGGAGGCUCUGUUGUGUGUCUAACUGUCGGUUAGGUGUCUCUCUUUAAAACACGGGAGUUUUGCCGGUGGAGUAAACGGGGAGAAGCGAGCCGGACCGGGCGACCGUUGGAGGAAAUCAUCCCAAAGAAACGCCGACUACCGCGGGCACAACCGACACCCAGCUCUCGGUGUGUGUUUGGAGUUCAUUUAAACAUUUAUAACAAUUAUUCAUUUUGUUUUUUUGUUUGGGGGAGUUUUGUUUUUAAUGUGGUCGAGUUUGAGUCGAGAGGUUUUCGCCUCAAAUGACGUGGAAUAGCACGAUGAGCAGUGGAUACAGUAGUUUGGAGGAGGACUCCGAGGAAUACUUCUUCACGGCCAGGACCUCUUUCUUCAAAAAACCUUCAGGAAAAGUCACAGUGAACAAGGAUGUGGAGAAGGAGAGAGAGUUGCGGACGGAGUUCAGCAGGGAGGAAAUCAGGCAGAGGAUCGAGCUGUACAACUCGGUGACCAAAGACCACCUCAAAAUGACACUCAGUCCCACUGGUGUGUAUACCGGUUUCAUCAAGGUCCAGAUGGACCUGAGGAGGCCGGUGACGGUGCGGGGGGCUCAGAGAGGAGCAGGAGGAGCCGUGGUGGAGGAGGCCUUCUAUCUGCCCAGAGGAGUCACCAAUACUCUGCACAUCAGCUCCUGUAACACAGUCAAACAGGUGAUCGGCGCCCUGCUGAGCAAGUUCACCGUCGCAGACAACCCGGCCAAAUACGCCCUGUACAAACGCUACCGCAGGGAGGAGCAGGUGUAUGUGUGUAAGCUGGCGGAUGGCGAGCAGCCGUUGUUUCUUCGCCUGGUGGCGGGACCCGACACCGACACGCUCAGCUUCGUGCUGAGAGAACAGCAGACCGGAGAAGUCAUGUGGGACGCCUUCUCCAUCCCCGAGCUGCGCAACUUCCUGCGGAUCCUCGACAAGGAGGAGGACGAGCAGAGGCAGGCGGUGAUUCGCCGCUACGAGGCCUACCGCCAGAGACUGCAGGAGGCUCUGAGGGAGGUCCGAGGGCCUUCUUAGAGGACUCACCGUCCUCCCAUCAAACAGGACUACUGCCCCCUCUCUUUGUUUUUGUUUUUAUUAACCUCCCCAGAGGAGAAAAUAGUGUAAAUUUUGACGGGAUGAGAAGAGAGGAUUCAUCACACGGAUGAAGGGAUGAUACGGACAGAAAGAGGGAGACAGACUGAGAGACACAAAGCGAAUAGACGGACAGAAAUCGGACGGACGCUGCUGGAUUAAAGACUUCACGCCGCUGCCUGCAGCACGUCUGCUCACACCAAAGAUUCACUUAAUGUGCCAUAUUCAUUCAUCCUCUCUCUUCGUCCAUCCCUCUCUUCCUCUUCUCUCUCCUGCUGUCACAUAAUUUAUGCCUCCUCCUCCUCUUCGUUUCCCCUUUUUAUCCUCUUAAACUUGUGAAAGACUCGAGGCCAUAUGUUGAGUUAGAGUUUUAUUUAAUUUGUUUUUAAAGGUCUGUACAUAUUUUUUUUUUCCUUUUUUAAUUUAUAUGGGUGAAGCUUCUUUUUUUUUUAAUUUUGUUUUCUUGAAAAGUCUUAUUAUUAUUUUUGUUUAUCCUGCAGAGGCGGCGCACCGAUCUGGUUGUUGACACAGACGCGGAGAAUAGUUUAUCUGGAAGUGAACACACGGCGAGCGUCGCAUCUCUCAAACUGUAGCUACGCUGGAAGUCGAGACGUCUUGUUUGCUUUUUGCUUUUUGAAGUUUUUCAUGCAGGGAGAAAGAAACGUGAAAGUACGGGGUCUUGAGUGUGCCAAAAGAAAAAUAUAGGACCUUUUUUUUGUGUUUUUAUAUAUUUUAUUUUUGUUUGACUUUGCUCUUAUUAUAACUUUA